AUGAACUACUUACCUCUGCUGGUGUGUGCGCUGUGCUCGGGCUGGAGUGCCGCCUUCUACCUCCCCGGCCUGGCUCCGGUCAGCUUCUGUGAAGUGGGGAGUGAGAAGGAGAACUGCAAGUCAGAAACUCAACUCUACGUAAACCGACUGGACUCUGUUGAAUCAGUUCUGCCAUAUGAGUAUGACAGCUUUGACUUCUGCAAGGAUGAACAUGAGAAACAUCCUUCUGAAAACCUUGGACAAGUCCUUUUUGGAGAAAGAAUUGCUUCAUCGCCAUAUAAAUUUCACUUUAACAAAAAUGAAAGCUGUGCGCUGGUUUGUACAAAAGGAUAUGACCCAAACACUAAAACUGCUGAGCUUGAUUUCAUUAAAAAGGGCAUCCAGCUUAACUAUCAGCAUCACUGGAUCAUUGAUAAUAUGCCUGUUACCUGGUGUUAUGAAGUGGAGGAUGGUCAGAAAUAUUGCAGUCCAGGGUUCCCUGUUGGGUGUGCUGUCACUUCAGAUGGCAGAGUGAAGGAUGCCUGUGUGAUUAAUACCGAGUUUAACAAGAAAGACACGUUUUACCUCUUCAAUCAUGUUGAUAUAACCAUUACAUAUCACAGUGGUAGAGAGGAAAACUGGGAUGGAGGAAGACUUGUUGCUGCAAGGCUUGAACCAAAAAGUUAUAAACACACCAAUGUAAAUGACUUAAAAUGUGAGGGUCAUCCAAUGGAGAUCCCCAAAGACCUAACUGGCCACCUGGAGGUUAUCUACACAUACUCCGUGACUUUUCAAGAAAAUAAUAUCAAUAAAUGGGCAUCUCGUUGGGAUUACAUACUGGAGUCCAUGCCACACACAAACAUUCAGUGGUUCAGUAUAAUGAACUCCCUGGUAAUAGUCCUCUUCCUUUCUGGGAUGGUAGCUAUGAUCAUGCUGCGUACUCUUCAUAAGGACAUAGCCAGAUAUAACCAGAUAGAUUCUUCUGAAGAUGCACAAGAGGAAUUUGGUUGGAAACUAGUACACGGUGAUAUAUUCAGACCUCCCAAGAAAGGAAUGCUACUUUCUAUAUUCCUGGGUCAAGGAACACAAAUUUUUAUUAUGACAUUCAUUACGCUGUUUUUGGCAUGCCUUGGAUUUCUGUCACCUGCUAACCGAGGAGCACUGAUGACAUGUGCAGUUGUAUUGUGGGUCUUGCUGGGAACUCCAGCUGGCUAUGUGUCUGCUCGGAUGUACAAGACUUUUGGAGGAGAGCGAUGGAAAUCCAAUGUACUACUGACAGCCCUUUUGUGUCCAGGAAUUAUUUUUGCUGAUUUCUUCAUUAUGAAUGUAAUUUUGUGGGUUAAAGGCUCUUCAGCUGCAAUCCCCUUUGGGACAUUAGUGGCUAUCCUGGCAAUGUGGUUUGGAAUUUCUGUCCCCCUGACAUUCCUAGGAGCAUACUUCGGAUUUAAAGACAGACCUAUUGAACAUCCGGUUCGCACAAAUCAAAUACCGCGUCAGAUUCCCACACAGUCCUUUUUCACCAAGCCAUUUCCUGGCAUCAUUAUGGGUGGUAUUCUCCCCUUUGGGUGCAUUUUUAUCCAACUGUUUUUCAUUCUCAACAGCAUUUGGUCUCAUCAAAUGUACUAUAUGUUUGGUUUCCUGUUUCUGGUGUUCAUAAUACUACUGAUAACUUGUUCAGAAGCUACCAUCUUGCUGUGCUACUUCCAUCUAUGUGCAGAGGAUUACCAUUGGUGGUGGAGGUCCUUCCUAACAAGCGGAUUCACUGCUGUUUACCUUUUUAUCUAUGCAGUUCAUUAUUUCUUCUCUAAGCUUCAAAUCACAGGAGCUGCCAGCACCAUUUUGUACUUUGGAUACACAAUGAUCAUGGUUUUAAUUUUUUUCCUGUUUACAGGUAGGUGA
Messenger RNA from Staurois parvus, 1878 nucleotides. The record is from the annotation of a GenBank genome assembly. NCBI's taxonomy places the organism in Eukaryota, Metazoa, Chordata, Amphibia, Anura, Ranidae.